Messenger RNA from Penicillium cataractarum, 762 nucleotides. RefSeq names its product type 1 glutamine amidotransferase. Gene Ontology annotation, cellular component: nucleus; cytosol. The transcript has 3 exons. The record is from RefSeq and is a predicted model, not a curated record. Bases 1 to 762 code for a protein of 253 amino acids. Lineage: Eukaryota; Fungi; Ascomycota; Eurotiomycetes; Eurotiales; Aspergillaceae.
AUGACCCGAUCACUACGCAUCGCUGUCCUGGAAUGUGAUACGCCCAUUGCACCCAUCAAGGAGCAACUCGGUGGUUAUGGAGAGAUCUUCACACGCUUGUUGAACAAGGGUCUAGAGGCGUCUGGGGAUUCGAGGGUGGAGAUUCAGGAAAUCAGCAAGUGGCAUGUCGUGGAUAACCCGGUUUAUCCUGAUCCGACUGAGUAUGAUGCUUUUCUACUCUCUGGUAGCAAACAUGAUUCAUUCGCGGAUGAUACUUGGAUUGUCAGCCUCACGGAGUAUGUCCGGGGCGUUAUUGAGCAGCACAAGAAGCCCGUUGUUGGCAUCUGCUUUGGCCAUCAGAUUAUUGCUCGUGCCUUGGGCUCGCGCGUUGGUCGUGGCGAUGGUGGAUGGGAGGUCUCUGUUGAGGAGAUUACUUUGACCGAUGCUGGCAAGCAGAUCUUUGGCAAGGACAAGCUGUACCUCCAACAAAUGCACCGGGACGUGGUCCACGAAGUGCCUGCGGGAUGCAUCAAUCUCGGAUACAGUCCCCGAUGCGCCGUCCAGGGUCUCUACAUGCCUAACCGGUUGUGGAGUGUGCAAGCACAUCCCGAGUUUAACGAGUUUAUCAUGUCACAGGUGUUGAAAGCCCGGCAUGACAGCGGAAUAUUCAAUGACCAGCUUUAUGAAGACGGCUCUUCGAGGGCGGCGAAGCCUCAUGACGGCGCAUUUUUAGCGACAGAGAUUAUUAAGUUUAUUGCGGAUGCUACAGAGGGUACAGAAUAG